Molecule: messenger RNA, 9874 nt
Organism: Epinephelus fuscoguttatus (brown-marbled grouper)
Lineage: Eukaryota; Metazoa; Chordata; Actinopteri; Perciformes; Serranidae
Gene: sgip1b
Product: SH3GL interacting endocytic adaptor 1b
Exons: 26
Coding region: 656-3280 (874 amino acids)
Cellular component (GO): cytoplasm; plasma membrane
Source: RefSeq, a predicted model, not a curated record
AGACGCGAUUGGCUGCGGCCAAACUGAAAGCGAAAACCUCUUUUUAUGAGAGCCUGCGAGACAGUUGAUGGUGUGUGUAUUUUAGGCGUGACUCCAAAGUGUGUCCUCCAGCGCCCCCGCUGCCUCCUAUCUCUGCUGACCCAAGGAUAAGCUCAUCGGACGACAAUGGCACCACUAGAGACAGAUGCUCUCCUUCGCUAAUCCCAGUUUGUCGUGACCUCUGACCCCUUCGAUGGCAUCUUACGUAAGGAGCUGGUUAAGGAAAGCACACGGGAGCAGCGUGUGUUGUGUUGUGCCAGGUUAGCAUCCCCCCUCUCAGAGAUGGUGUGUGUCGGUGCUGCUCGGGCGGCCGGGGCCUAACGUGCACACAGACAGGACCCCCACCAUCCCCCCGAUUUGCUGCAUAUUCCUCGGGUGUCUCUCCUCACUGUGUCCUCCACCACUGCUGCUUCCUCGGAGCUCUACCCCCACCCCACCUCCCUGUAAGGGUGUCUGGGAGUUGGGCCCUUGGGGGUGGAGGGAAUCAACAUCGUGCUUCGCUGGGGAGCUGUGCAGAAUUAGCUAUGCCCUGCCCUGGCAUCCUUUGACCGGCUGGAUUUCUCUAUUUCUGUCUGCCUGCGCUCCGGAGGGCAACAUAGGAUGAAAAUCUGCAAACAUGAUGCAAGGACUGAAAAACCGAACCAGGAAAGCCUUGGGCUUACGAAAGAGAGACAAGGACACAGAUGCAGCGAGUUCACCUGACAAAGACGGAACUGGAAGCGGAAAGAAAGGAAAUAAAAAGGCCAAUGGAGCACCGAAUGGUUUUUAUGGGGAGAUUGACUGGGACAGAUAUGCCUCUCCUGACGUGGACGAGGAGGGCUUCAGCCUGCGGCCCGGUGACGAGGGUGAUGCAGCAUCCAAAGGAAAGCACUUUUUCUCCUCCAGUGACUCCGAGGACGACGAGGACAGCAAGAAGAAGUUCAAAAUUAAGAUCAAGCCGCUUGUGGCGGACAGUGCCAAGUGUGUCCCUCCAUCUAUGGACGAGCUAAAAGCCUCAGUGGGAGGCCUGGCGCUCUCUCCAUCUCUGAGGAGAAGUCCGAGACGCAGCCCGGGGCAGAUAAAAAGGAAUUUGUCUUGUGAAGAGAUCGCCAGACCCAGACGCUCCACCCCCACACCAAGUCCUGCCCCUGAGACGCCAAGUGACAAGCUGUCGCAGAACGUUCCUGCCUUUUUUGGGCUGCCUUCAGAGACCAAAUAUGCCAGAUAUGAUGUGGUCCCUUCAGAUGUAUGGGGAGAUUCCAGACCACCUUCAGAAUCACAGCUGAGCAGAAGUUUCCCAACAGGAGCUCCUCCUCCCCUUCCUCCAAAAAACAUUCCAUCAAGAAGUCAUUACGGCUAUUCUUCAGAAUCUGCUGCUGAGUUACCCAAUGGAAGAGCAGCUCGCAGCUCUGCUCCCAUCUACCUGAACGUCCUGUCCCCCGCCGCUUACCGAGGCUCCACAGCCCCUGACCUGGACGACGUGUUUGGCCCUGCGGACGGCAGUGGGGAAACAGUGUCCCCCAGAUGGGUUACGUUCACCAAUGACAGACCCCCACCGCCUGAUGAACCUGCACCCCCUCCGCCACCGGAUUCUCCUCCUCCAGACACGCCCUCGUCCACCCCCUCCACCCCCUGCCUCUCUCCAGGACCGCCACCAAACGAGCCCCCGCCUUCACCUCCACCAUUUUCUCCCGGGUCUCCUCCUCCUUUCACGCCACCAGAAUCACCCCCCUCCAUCGUGCUCGGACCUCCUCCUCCAGAUGAACCGGCCCCUCCCCUGCCUCCCAACUUCUCCCCCUCUAACACGCCUCCUAUAUGCUUCGACGACGAGGCAAUCGAUGAGGAGGUGCUUCAGUUUGCAGAGUACUCAUCGUCUCCUGCCCCCAUCAGCCCCAUUCCCCCUCUGCCAGCAGAGCGGAGGUCUCCUCGGGCAGGAGUCAUAUCUCCCCUGGUCCUUGGGAGUGUCGGGGGAAAGAGGACUCCAGAGGGGAUGCACCUGAGAGAUGAUAUCCCAGACUUUGUGGGUUCACCCAGAGAGCUGACGCCGAGCUUCAGGGGCACGCCACCUCCUCUCCCUCCAACCACCUACAGGUCUAUUAUGUCUUCCCCGGGGCCCUACUCAGGCAGCAGCCCCUCGUCCCCAGCUCGUCCCGCCACGCCUCAGUCUCGAGGCAGUCCGGUCCCUCCUCCUCCUCCUCCUCGACCCUCAUCGCGACCAAAGCUGCCCCCAGGGAAACCAAUCACAGACCUGUCUCGGCCCUUCAGUCCGCCAGUUUCUGGCAGCCCCCCGCCUUUUGCCCCUCUUGCCCGUGCAGAGAGCUCUUCCUCCAUCUCCUCCAUCACCUUACAGAGUGCAGCGUCCACUCCAACCUUAGGAAAGGAGCUCAGCAUGUCCGCCUCAGGAUGCUCCAGAGGACCCAGUCCGCUCACCAUGGGACCCCAGGACACUCUGCCAGUGGCAGCUGCCUUCACAGAAACCAUCAAUGCCUACUUCAAAGGCGCAGACCCCAGCAAAUGUGUGGUGAAGAUCACAGGGGAGAUGGUGCUGUCCUUCCCUGCGGGCAUCACUAGGCAUUUUGCCAGCCACCCGACUCAACCCGUCCUCACCUUUUGCAUCAGCAACUAUAGCCGGCUGGAGCAGGUCCUCCCCAAUCCACAGCUGCUGUGCUGUGAUUCCACAACAGACAGUAGCUUAGACACCAGGGAGUUCUGGGUGAAUAUGCCAAACCUGAUGAGCCAUCUGAAAAAAGUGGCUGAACAGAAGCCUCAGGCGACGUACUACAACGUGGACAUGAUCAAAUAUCAGGUGUCAGCAGAGGGGAUCCAGUCCACUCCUCUGAACCUGGCGGUGAGCUGGCGAGGCGAUGCCAACAACACAGACCUUAGAAUAGACUACAAAUACAACAUGGAGGCCAUGGCCGCUCCCAUGCCAUUACACAACAUCCAGUUCCUGGUUCCUGUGGAUGGAGGCAUGGCCAAACUCCAGGCCAUGAUCCCCCCCGCCACCUGGAAUCAAGAGCAGCAGACAAUACAGUGGAAAAUCCCUAGUCUCUCUCAUAGAUCUGAAAAUGGAGGAGUCGGGGCUCUUCUGGGCCGGUUCCAGAUGACAGAAGGUCCCUGUAAACCCUCACAGCUGGCGGUCCAAUUCAGCAGUGAGGGAUGCACUCUGUCAGGCUGUGACAUCCAGUUGGUUGGGACUGGUUACCGGCUAUCGCUGAUCAAGAAGAGAUUUGCUGCAGGGAAAUAUUUGGCGGAUAAUUAGUGGGACCUGUUUGUGAACGGAACCAAAAGAAUCAAUGGCUUUUGACUGUGAAGACUAUGGAUCCAUCCCAUGUUUAGUGCAUUCGAAACCUUAUCUUUAGCAGAUUAAUUAACAGAACACAAACACACAGAGGUGAUAUUUGAUUUCAUGACAUCACAUUCAGUAGACUGACUGCUGCUGAGUUUAUGCAAGUAAAUACGAGUCAUUAGUUCUGUGCACUUGAAACACUUACGGGCUUACAUGGAGUAAAACAUAGGGAAACCCUGAUUCUUUGUUCUCGUUAACAUAAUUGUGGAUUCAUACAGUGAUCCAGCCUUAUUCAUUGCAGUUUCUUUGUCUAACUGGUUGUCUUUGCAAAUGCACUGUAAAAGAUAAUGUGAAUAGAUUAUAUAAUAUUAAAACAAUCUUAAACAAGGUGGAAAAGACUGGAAAAUGUAAAAAAUAGGUGUAGUUUAGAGUUGCUUUGCAGUUGUACUCCAAUAAGUUUUAGGUUACAUGGUAAUAUCUGAUUUACACUGCCACCUCAAAUCAGAUUUUUUUCCCACCACGUGUGACCAAUCUUUAUCGUUGUCUAGGCAGAAUUUAUGUUUCUGUGUAGACAGCCUUUAAAAAUGUCACAGCCCGUUCUGUCAGUCUUGUGAUUCAAAGUGACUGGUCAGUUCACAGUUCAGAGUGACCUGCAGCGCUGGACUAACAUCAGCACUCUUAUUCUGAAGGUGCUUUUUAUAUGGAAUUAUAUUUGUGCCUCAGUCUGGAUCGUGUGAUGGGGAAUAUUGAGCACAGUGAAGCUUUGCGUGCAAGCGCAUUAAUUAUAUUUAGCAGAAAAAUUAUCAUCAUGCAAAGAAUACAUUAAUUUAAAGGAGCGGUGUGUGACAUUUAGAGCAGUAAUGUAACAGCAAACCAUUAUUUGUGAUGUAAAGAUAGACUGAAGUAAUGGCAUCUCGAGCAGAGAGUGAAGUCACACAUCCUCUGUGUGUGUUGUAAUCUGAGCUUCUCUGUUUUUUGUUGUGGUAGACGAUCCGACUGUGUGUGCGUGCAUGUGAGUGUAUCCUGGCUAGCUUAUCGCCGCCACUCUGCGCUGUGCUCUUACAGUGGUUACCACUGAUAUCGGUGCAUCGUUGUCACAGAAGUGUAGCACCCACCAUCCAGUCCUUCCCCCAUGUUAACACCGUCAGCUCUCUCCCAGGGUUCGUACAAGGUGUGUGAGGUGCUUUAAGUACUUGAAUUUGGCACUCAGAAAUUUAAGUACUGGAAAACCUUGAAAAUCAGACAUUUUUUAAACUUGAUCCUAGAAAAAAAGGAAUUAUUGAGAGGAGUACAGAAUGAUGAAUUAUUCUAUGAGCGAUCAGAAAAUUGUUUAAAUGUAUAAAGCAAAUAACGGCUGUGCUUGCAAUUAUUGUAGAAUGAAAUAUGAGCGGUAUGAGCUCAAUUCAACCUCAAAAAUAAAAAUGAUUGCUUGAAAAGAUACUUAUAAGUCCUUGAAUUUGACUUGUCUCUGUCUGUACAAUCCCUGCUGUCAGCAUUGUUGCUGUUAGCACUGUUUUUUGGGUUAGCACCAUUAGCUGCUAGCUGCUUGCUCAGCCACGUGAGAGCCAUGUGCAGACAAUCCUGUCCCAGACUCUGAAUCAUAGAUAUGCUCUAUAUGUCACAUGUCGCUCCUUUUUAAGAUGAAAAAAUUAUUUUAUGCUCCAUACAAAGUGUCUGUAAUUAUUACACAUAAUUACUAAAAUGUGAAAGAGGUUGCUUGUACUGACAAAAGUUUAGCUCACUGUUUUUGUUUUGUAGCCACAAACUUUAGUGUUCCUGUUGACUCUCACUGCUCUCUUAUGUGAUGAUGAAAUUGUUUUAUUUUUGUCCAAAAAGCUCAGAUAAACAGACUGUACACAAACUACCCAGAAUCAAACAGCAGACAUCAAAGUUAGCAGCCAGCUGGUGAACAUUUUGGAAUAUUUAGCUGCUAAAAGGCAGAUUUUCUCUCAGGAUUUGGUGUAGACUGAAAACAGCUUGAUAUGUUUAUAGGCCACUGUUUGCUAACAAGUUCACCUCAUCAACUCACACAGAAAGGGUUUUACAGGGUGCAAAAGUCGAGGCGGGCCCGCUGCCUUUUUUUUUUUUUUUUUUUGUAAUCAAAUGCCGCUAGUGAAAAAAAAUGCUUGCUGCACUUUUUUAUUGUUGGAAGGCAACCGCCCCAUCACAUCCUUAUGCGAACCUUCCCAUGCAAUCAAUCUACCCUUUAUUUAUUUUUUAUUUCACAUUAAUUAGUUGCUAGUUCUUAAAAUGUUGAGGCAGAGGGUCCUCGCUGUAGCUCUGGUUGAGGGUGAGUUGCUGUCAGCAAAUAGUUUUUUGGUCACAGGGAAACGGAGAUCUGUUUUGGUACAUGAGACCCUAAAAAAGAGGGUGGAUCAUGGGGAGUACCACCAGUCGGUCUAGGAGCUUCGCCUCCAUGAUGGCUGUUUCCAGGCAGAUUUUAGGAUGACUCAGGGGCAGUUUGACAACCUGCUGUCUGUCAUCGGGCUGUAUAGCUCUGUGUAUCCAGCAAACGUUACCACCAGUUUCUCCUUCAUUGUUUACCAACUGUAAACUUGUUGUCGUGACAACCACAGAAGGCCCGCCUCUCAGAUCAUCCGAUUGGACAAUGGGGAAAAAGCAUAGAUGACCUGGGGCGCUUUUCUGCUUUGAGUUGAAGUUUUUUCAGUUCAAGUCAAGUUCAACACAAAAACAGUGAGCAAAAAGUUUCAUUCUCAUUAAAAACAAUUACAAAAAGUUGCCUCCAGCUGCUAAAACACUUUCUGUGUGAUCGGGGCCUUAAAAGGUGAUAAAAUGUCAGUGUUCACAGCUGUUUUCCGCUGCUCACAGGGGGACAAAAAUUACAUUAGCGAUUUCAAUGCCUUAACUGUGUAGCUAGCUGACAAUUGUCGAGUUAGUCAACUAACUAGGGCUAUAUACUGAAUAGUUCGGAGGUUCAAAGCUUCGAAACAUUUGUAAAUUGUAUUGUUUUGUUGUUUACAUGUCUAUUCAUUUUGUCUGAGUCCGAUAUUUCUGCACAGUUGCACCCUUGCUAUUGUACUAUAUUGUAGAGUUAGAUUGCCGUGGUGGCUGCAAAGGUAAUAAAUGAUGAUAAAUUCUCUACAAAAUAUCGUUAAUCUGUCUGCAAAAAAAGUCUUACUUUGUCCCAUCCCACGAUCAGGAUUGGAGCACACAUAUGUAAUACUAUAUUUUUACACACGCAGCCUUUACCACUACUUCAAUGGCAUUUUGCCGUUAACGGGUCAUGUGAACAGGAAGUUGAAACUGACAGUAAAUCAAGAACAAAAGCAUUUCAGUACCACUACGGGCACGUGCAACGCUGAGAUACAGCAACUUUCCCACAUCAUUGGACCUAAGUGGUUUUUGUGGUGGUGUGUGGACAGUCAAAUUUUGUGACUAUAGGGCGAUACUUGUGUGAAUAAAAGACGCUGCUACUUUCACAGGAAGAGUUUGGUUGUUUUAUUCUGUUAAUGUCACAGGAGUUAUGUUUGAAAGGGCCUUGACAUGUGAGAUGCAUAGAGAGCCAGAAGUGAGUGCCAUAUGGGGGUGAGAGGGAGCUUUAAGUUUCAGGAGACAUGUAGAGGAGACCUGGGCAGACAAUUGUAGGAGUUGCCUUUGAUGCUGCUUAAAGGGGUAGUAUGGAUUUUUUGAAGUUGGAUUGUAUGAGGUGCUUAUCCAUAGCCAGUGUAUUACCAACAGCAGAUGUCAGUCAGCACGUUUCCAGUUUGGAGAAGUGGCAGGAGUGCUGACAUGGACACUAAGCAAUGUGCUGCUGUGUUCAAGGGCUGCAGCAAAACUUAUUUUAGCUGCCUAGACAAGGUCCCACCUAAAAAACUCUAUAACAGAUUAACUGUACGCCAAAUUGAGUGUGUUUCUCUGCGUUACGUUCAGAGAAGCCUAUUCUGACAGGGAAGCAGUCGAUGGCUUUUAUUUCCCAUCUAUGCUCUCACCAAUGCCACCAAAGUCUAUUAAGAAAAACAGUAAUUUUAGUUCACUGAUCACACAAGCUGGUGAUCUACUGCUGCCUCUGUCAGUUGGUUUGAUCGUGUCAUUGUGUGACUUUGGUGAAUUCAAACUAACCCUGUUAAACACCAAAGUCAUGCAUUAAUACAAAGAAAACAACUGAUCAAGGCAUCAGUAUAUCAGCAGCUCCUGUGUUCAGUGAUGUUAAAUUACUGUUUUUCUUAAUGGGGCCUGGCUUUAAAGAAAUUGAUUUAACGGCUUCAUUUUCCUGUUGGUAAUCAGGGAACCCAAGCAAAUGAAGUGAAAAUAUUCUAAAUAUAGGCCUAGCAUACGCUUAAGUUAUUAUUAUUAUUAUUAUUAUUUUGCCUCUACACUGGCGAUAGCCAUGGAUGGAGGCAUUAUUUAUUAGUUUUAUUAUUAGUUUUUCAGGUUGUCUGCCAUCCAUCCCAUUCUCGUGAUAUCUCAAGAAACUCUCAAGGAAAUGUUUUCAAAUUUGGCACAAACAUCCACUUGGACUCAACGAUGAACUGAUUAGGUUUUGGUGUUCUAAGGUCAAAGACACAAUGACCUUGCAUCCGUCCCAUUCUUGUGAACACCAUAUCUCAAGAACACCUUGAAGAUUUUUUUUUUCCAAAUUUGGCACAAACAUUCACUCAGACGCAAGAAUGAACUAGAUUAGAAAUUAGAAUUUCGUAGUUGAAGGUCAAAGGUCAAGGUCACUGUGACAUCAUCUGUCUCAUUCUUGUGAAUUGAAUACAAUAUCUCAAGAAGGCCUUGACGUCAUUUCUUCAAAUUUGGCACAAACAUCUACUUGGACUCAAGAGUAAAGUUGAUUAGGUUUUGUUGUUCAAAGGUCAAGGUCACCGGGACCUCACAAAACAUGCUUUUAGCCAUAACUCAUGAAUUCAUACACUAAUUGUGACAAAAUACACACAAAUGUCUAAUAGGAUAAAAUGAAAUGAUAUAUCCAAGAAGUCAAAGGUCAGUGUCACUGUGACAUCAUAAUGUUCUGCAAAACACUUUUAUAGCCACUACUCAACACCAUUAUCUCAGGAACAGAAGGGGAGACAUAAAUCCUGGCCCUAAUCUUAGGUGUCCAUCCUGAAACUGUGCUCAUCUUCAGGUCCCGUUGGGGGGGAGAUGUGUGUGAACCAUCCAUGUUUUAGAAUAUGUAGCUUCUUUGCGUCCAUAUUUGAAGCACCGUCAACUGUCAUGGCUACAUAUGAGUCUGGGCAGACGUGGAUGUAAACUGUAACUGCAACUUGACUGAUGCGCAAAGGCAUUUAACCACAACGCGGUAAUUCUAGUCUAAUAGUUGGCUAAAAUAUGUUUUGUUGCUGCCCUCAUCCACAGCAGUACAUUGCCUUACUUCCAUGGCGGCACUUUUGCCUGCUUCUCACAACUGGUGAUGUGCUGACUGACAUUUACUGUACGUAAUACACUGACAAUAGAUAAGUACCUCGCUCAACCCCACUUCAAAGAACCCAAACUAUCCCUUUAAAAACUUGGCCAAGUCCUUUGACCAUGAUCUUUGAUAGAGGUCUUGACGAGGAUUUUUGAGGACAUAACAGAGUGACGAAGAUAAAAGUCUAUGAGGAAGACAGCUCUAUUCCUGUCCCUGUUUAAUUUCCUCCCUUUUCCACCAUGUUGAAUAAAUGUUUUAUCAUUUUCUAAUAGCAAUAUUUAAGUGUAAAAAGUGUACAUAAAAAGCUAUGUUUCAAAUAUUUCUCCGGGCAUAUGGAUGUGUCUGUGAUUGUCUCUUGGUUUAUUGAUGUCAGCACUCAUGAUGAAUUAGGUUCUGUGUAUCAACACCACCACUCUCCAUCUAUUGUUUUACAUGUGGGUUUCUUGUACCAAAAAAAAGAAGUGUUACUGUUGAUGAAUAACUCCAAACGGUGCCGCAUGAAAUCUGCAUUUGUCCAUUCCAGUCUUAUCAAUGCAAUACCAGUUUAUCCAUUUCAAUACGGUCAUGAUACGUGUGUUAUUGUAUACUCGUACUAUGAGAGGAGACUUUUUUGCCUUCACUUGAACCUCCACUCUCUGUUUCGCUGUUGUUGCACCUCCAGAAACUCAUCGUCAAUAAAUUUGGCAUGUAUCCAUUGAUAUUCCCAUUUCAUGCAUCUGAUAUAGGUGUUUGACAUUCUCCUGUGUUUGACACGCACACAAAACACACCUUAAAUUUCAUGAAUUAAACAAAUUCAUUGCCUCAUGUCACAUGAACAUCACAUUUUAUAGAAUGUUUUAAUGUGUUGACUCACAGUUUGGGCCUGGGUGUAAUAUUUCAUUUAGUCCUUUGAAGAAGAACAAAAAAAAAACAUAUGGUUCUUUCAGUUGAUUAAGAACAACAGUUCUCAGUGUUUCUGUUCAUUAUGCUUAUGUUUUUUCUUUGCCUUAUUUUCGAGCGUGUCCUCCAACAUGAGAGGGUUUCUGUAAGUUUAUUUUUUCUACAACUCUUUUGGCUGUAUUUCUUUCACUGCAUUAGGACACAGAAUAUGCAAACAUGUCAUGUAAAUUUCCCAUCCAAAGAUUUUGAAAGUAAAUAUAUGAAAAAAUCAAUAUAAUGUAAUACCUGUUUUACUUGGUAAUAAAGAAGAAGAAAUAUGA